Phalaenopsis equestris is the source of this 432-nucleotide messenger RNA. RefSeq names its product 40S ribosomal protein S18-like. The transcript has a single exon. NCBI's taxonomy places the organism in Eukaryota, Viridiplantae, Streptophyta, Magnoliopsida, Asparagales, Orchidaceae. The record is from RefSeq and is a predicted model, not a curated record. Bases 64 to 432 code for a protein of 122 amino acids. Gene Ontology annotation, biological process: translation. Gene Ontology annotation, molecular function: RNA binding; structural constituent of ribosome. Gene Ontology annotation, cellular component: small ribosomal subunit; ribosome; cytosol.
AAUGAGGAUUUCCAGCACAUCCUUCGUGUGUUGAACACGAACGCAGAUGGGAAUAAGAAGAUCAUGUUUGCUCUCACUUCCAUCAAGGGUAUUCGCCGCCGUUUUGCCAACAUCGUCUGCAAGAAGGCCGAUGUCAGCAUGAACAAGAGAGUCGGUGAACUCUCUGCUGCUGAACUUGAGAAUCUCAUGACUGUAGUUGCAAAUCCACGCCAAUUCAAAAUCCUAGAUUUGUUUAAGGAUUACAAGGAUGGUCGGUACUCACAAGUGGUUUCAAAUGCAUCGGACAUGAAACCGAGGGAUGAUCUCAAAAGAUUGAAGAAGAUCAGAAAUCAUCAGGGCCUGCGUCAUUAUUGGGGGCAUCGUGUUCGUGGGCAGCAUACGAAGAUUAUUGGGAGGAGAGGAAAGACUCUCGGCGCGUCGAAGAAGCGUUGA